Messenger RNA from Brienomyrus brachyistius, 3742 nucleotides. It is a transcript of the gene ergic3, whose product is annotated as ERGIC and golgi 3. The transcript is spliced from 14 exons. Lineage: Eukaryota; Metazoa; Chordata; Actinopteri; Osteoglossiformes; Mormyridae. The record is from RefSeq and is a predicted model, not a curated record. Bases 71 to 1237 code for a protein of 388 amino acids. Gene Ontology annotation, biological process: endoplasmic reticulum to Golgi vesicle-mediated transport; retrograde vesicle-mediated transport, Golgi to endoplasmic reticulum. Gene Ontology annotation, cellular component: endoplasmic reticulum; COPII-coated ER to Golgi transport vesicle; Golgi membrane.
UGUCCCGGAAAUAGCGUAAUUGUAACACUAAGGUUUCCGUGUUGCCCCCAACCUGUGCGAGAGGGCGAAAAUGGAGGGUUUGAAUAAACUGAAGCAGUUUGAUGCAUACCCUAAAACUCUAGAGGAUUUCAGAAUAAAAACAUGCGGAGGAGCUACGGUAACCAUAAUUAGUGGGUUAAUUAUGUUGAUCCUGUUCUUCUCAGAGUUGCAGUAUUAUCUCACUAAGGAGAUUCAUCCAGAAUUGUUUGUUGACACAUCGCGUGGAGAUAAGUUGAAAAUCAACAUUGAUGUUAUAUUCCCUCAUAUGCCAUGUGCAUAUCUAAGCAUUGAUGCUAUGGAUGUUGCUGGUGAACAGCAGCUGGAUGUUGAGCACAACCUCUUCAAACAGAGGCUGGACAAAGAUGGAAAAUCUGUCAAUUCCGAGGCAGAAAGACACGAUCUGGGGAAAGAGGAAGGAGAGCUGUUUGACCCAAGCAAGCUAGACCCUGAUCGGUGUGAGAGCUGUUAUGGCGCUGAAACUGAAGACCAUAAAUGCUGCAACACCUGUGAUGACGUGCGAGAGGCAUACCGGCGGAGAGGGUGGGCGUUCAAGAACCCAGACACCAUCGAGCAGUGCAAGCGAGAAGGCUUCAGUCAGAAGAUGCAGGAGCAGAAGAAUGAGGGCUGCCAGGUGUUCGGUUUCCUGGAAGUCAACAAGGUGGCAGGAAAUUUUCACUUUGCCCCUGGGAAGAGUUUCCAGCAGUCUCACGUUCACGUGCACGCUGUGGAAAUUCAUGACCUGCAAAGUUUCGGACUGGAUAAUAUCAACAUGACACACUUUAUCAAACACCUCUCUUUUGGGAAAGACUACCCUGGCAUCGUCAACCCCCUGGACGGGACGCAUGUUGCAGCUCCACAAGCAUCCAUGAUGUACCAGUAUUUUGUGAAGAUAGUGCCCACUGUCUACGUUAAAGGUGACGGAGAGGUGGUAAAGACUAACCAGUUCUCAGUGACCCGGCAUGAGAAGGUGGCAAAUGGGCUGAUUGGGGACCAGGGCCUCCCAGGGGUGUUUGUGCUGUACGAACUCUCCCCAAUGAUGGUGAAAUUCACAGAGAAGCAGCGUUCAUUUACCCACUUUCUCACUGGAGUCUGUGCGAUCGUUGGAGGAGUUUUCACAGUUGCUGGACUCAUUGACUCUUUGAUAUACCACUCUGCACGAGCCAUCCAGAAGAAGAUAGAGUUGGGAAAGGCAUCUUAAUUGGAAGACCAAGAAAUCAUCGCCGUUCUCAGUUAUUGAAUGGUUACUUGGUCUCCAUAAGCUCUGCUUCGAAGAGAUGAAGUUGCAGAGAAAAAAAAAUAAAUUAAGAACCUCACACCCGCUUUCAUAAUCAUGGAGGACCCCAAGACUAAAGUAGCCCAGCAGGUCCCUGUGCUGCCCCUACUGACAGAAUGGCAUAAGUGUGGAUACUGGGCCAGUAAACCGCACUGAAAUUGUCUUCAGGGUGGGGUGGGGCUGUUUAAAAUGUUUAUUCAUAAGCCAGUCUAUAAAACACGCAAACUGAAACAUCUGGCCACUAAAUAUGUCGAAGACUUUAUGGAACGUCUUUUCCCCCAUUUUUAAUUUUUUUAAUGGUGCCAUUUCGUUCUCUCGAUUUAAUUGAUGACGCUGUAUUUUACUGGGUCACCUCAGUCAUUAAUACCAUGUGUCUGUGCCAAGAUGCUGGAUAGUGGUGCCACAGUCAAACACUGCUCCCUCGGCUCCUUUGUCCCGAAGUCGGGGUCCUGAAAGCUUCUCGAUUCGUAUUCCGUUCGUGUGCACAUGUCCAUGCAGUGGUGAUUUUUUCAUUCCCCUUUUCUAUGUUAUGUCUUUGUCCCUCUCCGGGGUGGCUGAGUUAGGGCAGGUGAUCAGUAAUGCGCCGCUGACGCCCGCUUCCGAGUGCUCAGUGGUGCUAAGGGACUUUAAUACAAUUAAAAUGUCAACCGGUUAAUUACAACUGAGCGGGCGGAGUAGAAGUCAAUCGGCGGGGGGGUCGUAAUGCCCGAGCGUUACUACGUGUACGGCCGGUUUGCGUUUUCAUUAUGCCUGCACCUUAAUGACCAAAUUCAGGGUCUGAGGUUUUGUAUGCUUGCGUGCGUUUGCUGUUUCUUACUGUGGAUGACGUUGAACGGAUGUAUUUAUAUUUAAUUAUGUUUAUACAAACAAAAGUGAAUAAAUGUUGAACGCCGUCACCAUUUGCUCUUUACAGUAUGCUAAAAAUGGACGUGGUUUUAACUAAUGACGUUCGCGUGUGCAUUGAAAAAGAACUUUUUACCCUGAAAUUACAACGCAGUCCGAAUAGCUUUGAAAAAGUUUCCAAAGUGCUGUGAUUAUUAAAUAUAAGAACGCAUGAUUUAUUAGUAACAUGGCUUUAGCCUGAACAUGCCACUGGGAAUGCGAAAGACAGGACAUACUGGAGAAAUUCCUUCUAUGCACCUUAUAAUAAUAAAUGUAUUUGGCAGAAUCAUGCUAUGUAGACAGGGAUAUGUUUAUUAUUUAAUUGCUCUCCCCGUGCUUUCAUGGUUGCAGCUUGCGGAGUGUAACCGUUUAUUCCUCUGACCAUUUAAAUGCAGCACGUAAGAUUAAUUACGCUACUUAGCGAUAUUACUGUAAUGAUCUUUCCUGAGACUUGAACCACCCAGGGCUGGACUGGAUUAAAAAUCUUAAUAAAUUUUGCCGAGGGGGGUGGGUGUCCUCCACGCUGACUUUUGCCGAGCGAUAAAUUUUCCUGACGGGGGGUGGGGGGUCCUCGCGGUAAAUUAUUACGGCAAAAUAGGCCUACAUAUCGGCUAACACAGUAUAAUAUGCCCGGUAUGCCAGAUGGCCACUUCAGCCCUGCUUGAACCUCCAAAUUACGAUUACAUGUCCACUUUAUUUUUAAAAGGCAGAACUAUUUUGUGGUGCCACUAUACCAGACUGUAUUUUUCGCUAUUCUGUACUUUGAUUUGAAUGACUGCGGUCCCUGCACUUUAUAAACCCUCUCCCCUCCACAAGAGGGCGCUCAUAAUCCGUUAAUGGUUAAACAAUAUGCCGGUUGGCUGUAAUGUGGGCCCGUGACUGAGUACUCAGUCAUCAAGAAUCGUUUCCUGCGGAUGACUUGAAUUCCUGUAAUUCCAAUUAUAAACGUUUUGUUUUAAGCUCGCACUUUCACGGGGUUUUGUGUCUGUGUGCGUUCGCCCCCCUGAAGUCGAGGUCUCCGGCAUUUUGAACUCCUGGGGGGAGGCUACCCGAGUCAUCAGCUGCAGCCGGUCUUGGGUCUCUGUCAUUUAUGAGGGUGGAAUCUCUGCCUGGAGAUCCCACAUCCUGUUUUAUCCAUGAUGUAAGGCACAUGGAAAGAAAAAUGUUUGUGACGGGAAAUAAUAGCUUUGAUAAUUCUCGGAUGUUUUCAGUCCUGUUUAAAUCGGGCUCCAUCCCUUAACUGAUGUAUUAUAGGCGGUCUCCAGAGAGGAAAUGGGAAACCUACUGACUCAGAUUCCAGCACUGAUUUGGUAGGAGCUUUUGGCACUACAGAGCUGGAGAGUCAGGGGCACGGCCUGGUCCGCACCCAUAACACACAGCUGGCAUCGCAAUGGCCAAGAGAGCAAGAGAGAACAUUUUUUUUUAGUGUCAGGUAAAAUCCUGGCAAUACGUUUCUGGGUUUCAGUUUCUGAAGGAAUAUUUGUGAUGUAGCAACCGAAGGAAGAAGAAUGUGUGUGUGUUUGUCAAAUAAAGAUUGUUAUUGUUCAA